UGCUCUCUGUCUCUGGUGUGCUUAUCCCCCCCUCAGCUUGCUGUUACUGUAUUACACAUUCAACAUCCGCAGACACCCCAUCUUACCACAUCACAGCAGCAGAUGGCGAUUACUCUUGGUUUGAUCCUCCAGCAGAAGCGGCAAAUCAGAGCACUCAUUUAUUUUCCUUUUCAUGCAUAUUUUUUAGUCGGUGACGUGUUUUGUUUGUUCUUUUUGGGUUUUUUUUAAAGAAAAUGUGGGAUGUAUAUUCAUUCACUGAGCGAGGCUUCCUCUAAAAGCUUGCGAUCUUACUAGCCACCAAGAAGGGAAUCCCGAAGCUUUUCCCUCGUCAUCAAAGCGAUUGUUUUUAUGCAAAAGGUAGUUCCUUUGUACAAGUUUCAGUCAUGGAGGGACUUGUCUAAAGGGGAUCCCACACAAUAAGUUUCCAUUGAAUUGCUAUUUUUUUUUUUGUCUUCCUGGAGAAUUUCACACCUUUGCCCUUCACGUCAUGGCCGAGAAUGUUGCUUCUGGGAUGGCAAAAAGCACAUCCCGGUCCACAACCUCCCUUCCACCUGAUCCCAUGGAAAUCAUCAGGACCAAGGCCUGCUCCCGGAGGGUCAGAAUCAACGUUGGAGGACUCAACCAUGAAGUCCUGUGGAGGACCUUGGACAGACUGCCUCGAACCAGAUUAGGAAAGCUGAGAGACUGCAACACCGACGAAUCCUUAAUGGAGACCUGCGAUGAUUACAACUUGGGUGAAAACGAGUAUUUCUUUGACCGGCACCCUGGGGCUUUUACAUCCAUUUUGAACUUUUACCGGACGGGGAAGUUACACAUGAUGGAGGAGAUGUGCGCCCUGUCUUUCGGGCAAGAACUUGAAUACUGGGGCAUUGAUGAGAUCUACCUGGAAUCGUGCUGUCAGGCCAGGUAUCACCAGAAGAAAGAGCAGAUGAAUGAAGAGCUGAAAAGGGAGGCAGACUCAAUGAGAGAGAGGGAAGGGGAUGAGUUUGAAAACGCCUGUUGUCCAGAUAAGACAAAGAAGCUAUGGGAUCUUCUGGAGAAGCCUGGCUCUUCAGUAGCUGCCAAGAUUUUGGCUAUAAUAUCCAUCCUGUUCAUCAUCCUGUCCACUAUUGCACUGUCCCUCAAUACGCUACCUGAACUUCAAGUAAUAGAUGAGUUUGGACAAUCCAAUGACAAUCCACAGCUAGCACACGUGGAAGCUGUAUGCAUUGCAUGGUUUACAAUGGAGUACCUCUUGCGUUUCAUGUCAUCGCCCAACAAGUGGAAGUUCUUUAAGGGACCCUUAAAUGUAAUUGACUUGUUGGCUAUUUUGCCCUAUUAUGUCACAAUUUUCCUGACUGAGUCUAACAAAAGCGUGCUUCAGUUCCAGAACGUCAGACGUGUUGUCCAGAUAUUUCGUAUCAUGAGGAUAUUGAGGAUUCUCAAACUAGCCAGGCACUCCACAGGACUCCAGUCUUUGGGAUUCACUCUCAGGCGGAGCUACAAUGAACUAGGCCUGUUGAUUUUGUUCUUGGCAAUGGGAAUAAUGAUAUUCUCAAGCUUGGUAUUCUUUGCUGAAAAGGAUGAGGAUGCUACCAAGUUUACCAGCAUACCUGCAUCAUUCUGGUGGGCUACCAUUACCAUGACAACUGUUGGCUAUGGCGAUAUUUAUCCCAAAACACUUCUAGGAAAAAUAGUUGGUGGACUGUGUUGCAUUGCAGGGGUUUUAGUGAUAGCCCUUCCUAUACCAAUCAUUGUGAACAACUUCUCAGAGUUCUACAAAGAACAGAAGAGACAAGAAAAGGCAGUCAAGAGGAGAGAAGCCCUUGAAAGGGCAAAGAGGAAUGGAAGUAUAGUCUCCAUGAAUCUGAAAGAUGCUUUUGCUCGUAGCAUGGAACUGAUGGACAUUGUGGUGGAAAAAAAUGGAGACAAUAAAAAAUCUCAAGACAACCACCUCUCACCAAGCAGAUGUAAUUUGAGAAAGCGCACAUUGUCUGAGACCAGCUCCAACAAGUCCUUUGAAACAAAGUACCACGAGGUUGUUCAGCUUGGAUCACAAGAACGCAUGAACAACCCUAAAGCCAGCCCACAACAUCUGAACGUACAGAAACUGGAGGAAAUGUACAACCAAAUGACUAAAACACAGUCAAAUCCUAACCUGAAUGUCCCUUGCAUUGAUCAGCCUAAUAAGCCAGCAGUAAAAAAAGAGGAAAUUGAAAUGAAGGAGGUCCCAAGCCAGAAUGAUCCAUUAUUAAUGGAACACAGAGCCGUGGCAAUGACUGAUAUGAGGAGCAUAUCAAGCAUUGACAGCUUUGCUAGCUGUGCCACUGAUUUAACUGAAACUGAAAGGUCUCCUCUUCCUCCAGAUACAACCGGUUUGUUACAGAUGAGGUUCCCUGGCAUCUCCACUCCCCUGGAAGGGAUUCAACAUGUUGGCGUGAAAGAGACUCAUGGUAUUAACGUGAAGGAUGGCAUUUAUGAAUUUGCUACGACAAAUACUGUGCCGUACAAUCAAAGCGGCAAUACACUUUCACCAGGGCAAGGUUGCAGUGACUUUGACAGUAUUGCAGACACAAUCAGAAGCUCUUUGAAAAGCAUUAGCCCAAUAAAAAACAGAGGUCUCAAAGUGAAUUUUAUUGAAAAGCCAGGUAGCACUCCACAGACACCACCGAGCACUGCCAGACCAUUGCCAGUCACAAUGACAUAUCUAGCAACAUCUUCUCAACAUAUCAGCACCAUUCUUCAGAAAGACAAUUCAUCUCAGGGAGACAAACCUUCACUUACCUCUGCUUUAUCAGCACUCCAGCAAGUUGCUUACAAGGAGUCUCCCCAAUUUGCAAAGCAAGGUCGCUUUUCUUUCAACUCCAAAGGGAGGAAGAGCUGCAUCAAUGCAAGCAGCGAGGAAGAGGAUGAAGACAAGGAGGUCAACUGGCGCGACAACAGUGAGCAGGAAGUGGGACAGAAUUGUUCCAAAAAAAACCACAAGGAAGGUAAUCAUGUUGAAGACAUGACCAUUGUAGGGCCUUCUUCUUCUAAAACUACUGGGCAUAAUUGCUGUCCUGGCAGUCUUCAUGCUGUAGGUGAAGGAAAAAAUGACAAUAACCAAAGUGGACUCAAAGUGGAAAACCACAUGUUUACACCAGAAAUUCAUAUAAGACCCGGGGAUGGAGGUUUCUCACCCACAUGUGAAACCAGCAUGUGACUAUGGACAAGAACGAUAUGAACAGCUGGGCCGUAGAAACGGUCAAGCCAGUUAAAAAAUAACAAACAGCACAAUAAUGUGCUGAAAGAAAGAUAUUUUUGCAUGGCAUGGUGAAUCAUUUUAGUUAAGUCACUGUAUAUCUCAAGAUAUAAGAGACUGCUGUGUUUUUGCAGACAACUGGCUUGAGAAAAGAGGGUAUAAAUAAAAGGCUCGAUUUAGCGCACAUGUACUGCAGUUUGGAGAAAUUCUUAAUCCUGGUGUAAAUGUUAUCCUCGUAUUCUUAUUAGAAAAUUGAAGGAAAUGCAAAGAGAAUGACAAUUCUAAAAAUGCAUGCAUUUAAAAAUAUAAUUCAAAGGUGCUUAGAGGUGGCAAAAUGCAGUUCUUUGUAAAUGGUGGAGGAUUGCAAUGGCAAUGCAAAAUGAGGUCAUGGAACAGCAUUUUUUGGUGCAGGUAUUUCUUUCAUAUAGCACAUGGCAUGGAGGAGUUGUACAGAAUUCACUUUUCAUUACUUUCUUUUGAAAAGCUUAUGCGUUCCAUAAAGAAAUUAUCAUUUGAGGUAAAUGUUUUAAUUUAAGAUAUACUUAUGUAUUAUAAGAAAUUGGGCCAGAUCCACUAAUUAUUUACUCAAGUGCAAAGUUUUCCCUCAAGAAAGGAAGAAACAACUUUGGUUUGUGUAGGAUCAAAGUCUUAAAUUAAAAUGUUUUUCUUUUUUAGAGAAACAAGUGAACUAUGCACAGGAAAAACUAAGCGAAUGUAACUCAUUAUGUUUGGUUUGCAUUGUUUGGUCUACAUAGAUGUUUAAACAUAACUAGAUUUAAUGACCAGGAAUAGAUAAUAUGACCAGAUAUUAUGUGUUACGUUUCUGUAUAUAAUAUUCUGCACUAAUAGUUGCCAAAUACUAAUCUGAUAGGGAAAUUGAAGAUAUCACCAGUCACUAUUCACUAACAUUUGACCAAUAUACAGAAAGGACUGGGCUGGUAAGGGAAAAAAAAAAACAACCUAAUGUAAACUCUAACCAGUACUAUAACUAAUUCAAUGGACAUGCUUAACAAUUUAACAUUUGGGAGCACAAUGCACAUUCCAUUUUCUGUUGUUCUGUACAUUAUAUGAAAAUCUCAUUGUUAGUAUAGUAUAUGUAAAUCUCAAAACAAUGUAUAGAAAAUUAAUUUACACACAAUUACAUGAAUAUUGGUAGCAAGUUCAACACACAGGCUUGUAGUGGAGAAAUAAAUUAUAAUUGUGGCAACAUUUCUUGAUCUUUGUCUGGUCAUUAACUCUUUCCAGGUUUACUUGUUUUCCAUAAGGUCUGGGAAAGUAGAUUAUAGCAUCACAAGUCAAACUUUGUAUUUACAAAGUGUCAGUCUGUUUAAUUUUCUGAAUGAUAUCAGCUUUUGCCUUUAGUUUAGAAUUUGCUGGAAAUAAAAUAUAUACAUAUGUACAGAUAUUUGCAUUGGCAGGCUAUUGAUACAAAUGUGUAAUACAAUUUGUAAGAGCCAUGUUAAUCUAAAUAUUAAUUUAUAUUAAGUUGAUAUUCAGAACCCUAAAUCAUAUGUUAUAUUUCCUCCCAUUCGUUCUAAAAUUAGGAGUGCAUUGAAAUCUAUGCAGGAAAAAAAAUGGAUGCGUUUGUAUUAUGGAAAACUGCACUAGCAGUUUUGAUUUCAAUUUUCAAAAGGUUUAAAUCAUAAAUAAAUAUACUGGAAAAAAAAUUAAAAAAUCAGUGUUUCAGAGAAGUUGAAACAAUGUUUAUUCAAUAUCAAAGUGACCUAGUUGCAAAUACUCACAAAGUAUAGGCAUACAAGUAUUCUAACAACAACCUGUUCUAGCCACAUCGGACUACUUCACUAUUCAUCAUGUACAAUGGCCACACGUAAACUUAGGAAUAUGUGAUACAAAUACUAUUAUUUUGGGUAAAAAAUAUAUAUAAUUUUCUAAAAAAUAAACAAAGAUAUAAACAUGGCCACAAUUUCCUGUCAAAUGGUGGUUGAAAUUAUGUGUGCCUUUUCAUAAAUAGUUAUUUAUGAGAAGACUAAAAGCCUUUUUGGCUUUGUUCAUAUAGCGUUGUACAGAAAAUUCUACUUUUUUAUAGGUUGACAUCAUGUCUUUAAGAAAUAGAUACCAAAUAUGAAUGAGUUCUUGGGUUUUGAAUACAUCACAGAAGUUUAAAUGCACAUUUUGAAUAGCAUGAUUUGGUUUUGUUUUUAAUUUUACAGCAAAUUUGCGACUAGUGUUCUUUUUUUUGUUGUUAAAAUAACUACUUAUUGUAUAAUAUAAAGACAAUCAAGGAUCAAAUAAUAAAGUGCUGUAUAUAACCCACAAAAAGGGAAUUCAGUUUACCUUGAUCCUUUUCAGACUGUUUGGGGACAGUUUGCUGUUUUAGAAAAGCAGCCAUUUUUGUUCCAGUUUGUUGUUUUACAGUAUUUGGCUCGAAUGAGCCUAGUAAAAGUAUAGUCAGUGAGAACAGUAUUCUGAUUGCCAGACUGAAUGGGGAUGUCUUUUCUAAAUUAAAAAAAGGCUUUUCUUUUUGCAGGCCAGCUGCUAUGUCUAGAAAAAAAGCAGUGUAUUUAAGUACAUCUGUUUUUUUUCCCCCAACCUCUUGAAAUACUCUUUUUCUUGUUGUAAAAUGUUUGCCCUUAUCUCACUUGUCAAAGCUGCUAUGCUAUCAUCCCUUGGUGUUUGUUACUAGUGGAUUUAACAGCGACUAAGACCUGACAAUGCUAGUGAUUGUUUUGAAUUUAGGUAGAAAACUGAAGCAUUGUAUAGAUAUUUGUCUGGCCUGUUAUUUCCAGUUCCACUUUCUAUGGGAAUGUUGGGAUUACAAUCUAAUAGCAGAGAAACUGUCUAAAAGGAUAGUCCCUAAGAGAUCAUGAGAAAUCUCGUAGGUAAAGUUAAAAUAUUUUGAAGUAAGAAAUACUUUUGUCCAUUUAGCAUUGAAAGGUUUUUUUCACCAUGUCAUUCAUCCAUUAGGAUAUAUUCUCAAAUGUGUAACUGCUGUUUGUUCUCAUGUCUCCAUAUCUUUUGCAUAUUUUUUGUUAAUAAGAAUUCUAUCAUGUAAUUUGGUAUUAGUAGAUGAUGCUGAAUUGUAGACUGUUUCUGUACUAUUCAGCAUAUUUGUAUGCAUGUAGUAGUCUGUAAAAUUAUGAGAAUACUUGUUUAUUUUAGGUCAAAAUGUCUGUAAAGAUUAACAGCAUUGUUUCCCACUAAGUCUAUUAGCACACACAGGACAACAAAUAAAUGUGUAUAUAAAUCA
Messenger RNA from Polyodon spathula (Mississippi paddlefish), 6428 nucleotides. Its product is annotated as potassium voltage-gated channel subfamily B member 2-like. The record is from RefSeq and is a predicted model, not a curated record. Bases 488 to 3181 code for a protein of 897 amino acids. NCBI's taxonomy places the organism in Eukaryota, Metazoa, Chordata, Actinopteri, Acipenseriformes, Polyodontidae. The transcript is spliced from 3 exons. Gene Ontology annotation, cellular component: voltage-gated potassium channel complex; membrane. Gene Ontology annotation, molecular function: protein binding; delayed rectifier potassium channel activity. Gene Ontology annotation, biological process: protein homooligomerization; potassium ion transmembrane transport.